This is a messenger RNA of Drosophila ananassae, 3925 nucleotides long. Its product is annotated as transcription elongation regulator 1. The transcript is spliced from 5 exons. The record is from RefSeq and is a predicted model, not a curated record. Gene Ontology annotation, molecular function: RNA polymerase binding; transcription coregulator activity. The coding region runs from base 134 to 2584 and encodes 816 amino acids. NCBI's taxonomy places the organism in Eukaryota, Metazoa, Arthropoda, Insecta, Diptera, Drosophilidae. Gene Ontology annotation, cellular component: nucleus.
CGAUACACGAUAAAAAACUUAUCGAAAGCAUGCCUGAAUGUAUUUACAUCCCUAGCGGCAGAAAAGUGCAGAAAAUAUCUGAAAAUUUCUAAAUGCAAAGAGAAGAUACAGCGAAAAGCGUGCUCCGUGUAUAAUGGAAACGAGUUUAGAUGAGAGCAUGGACAGCGAGAAAGCCAUUUCGCCCAGCAAGGGCCCUUCGGAAACCAGCCUUCAGCAAUCUCCGCUUGGAGUAGCUGGCCUCAAUGGAAACGAUAAUGGUGUUGGAGGAGGAGGAGCUGGAGGUGGAGGUGGAAACGGAGGAAGCCAGGAAACACCAAAUAGUGCCACCAAUGAGUGGACUAAACCCGCGUUCAACGCGUUUAGUGGGCGACCCAUUGGGGAGCACACAGCACAGCAGCAGGCAAUGCAACAGCAACAGCAGCAACAGCAACAGCAGCAGCAACAACAACCGUCGCAACAACAUCAACAGCAACCUGGUCCUGGGGCUAAUGGUGUCACUCCCGGAUCUGGAGCUCCCCCUGAUAUAUGGGUAGAGACAAAGGCGGAGGAUGGACGCUCGUAUUAUUAUCAUGCUGUAACAAGGGAAACCACUUGGACCCGACCUGAUGGCCCCACCGUGAAAAUUAUGACGCAAAUCGAGGUGGAGGAGAUGGCCAAGCGACCGGCACAAGCUUCUGGCAAGCCGGAGGCAAAAACAACUGAACCUCCCGGCGAAAUGCCACACCUCUCGUCACAGCCACCCGCGCACCUUAUGAGCCAACCUCCGCCGAAUGCAGCCGGACCACUGCUUUCCCAGCCACCACCUAAUGUUCGGCAGCAGCCCCCACCUAUGUUCCAGCCCCCAGGCAUGCAGCCACCAGGAAUGCAGCCACCAGGAAUGCAGCCGCCAGGCAUGCAGCCGCCAGGAAUGCAGCCACCACCAGGUUUUGGGCAACCACCCUUCUGCAUGCCGCCGCCAGCUUACGGUUUUCCGGGCGGUGCUGCCCCAGGUGGAGCACCUUGGGGAGUAGGCGUACCGCCGUGGCAGCAACAGCACAUGCACGGUCCUCCCGGAGGUCAGGAGAAGCCGGCCAAGACCCUCAUCAUUAAACCCGGAGUUAUUGAUCCAGCAGUCAUAGCCCGGGCGGCCGAGUGGUCUGAGCACCGGGCACCCGAUGGCAGGCCGUACUACUUUCACGCCGGGCGUUCAGAAAGCGUUUGGGAAAAGCCGCAAGCUUUAAGGGACAUGGAAGCAGCCAGAAUGGCGGCACACUCUGGCGUCGCUCCCAAUGUGCCUGCUGCCCCAUCCGGCUUACCACCGCAUCUGCUCCCAAAUCCGUUGAUGCAUAUGCCUCCAGGCUCAGCUCCCCCCGGAUUUGAUCCGCAUGCAGCUUUUGCAGCAGCUGCCGCCGCCAUGAAAGCCAACACGGAGAACUCAAAGGCGGCUCAGGCGGCCGCUCUGGAGAAGGAAGCUAAGCGGGCGGCCGAGGAGAAACGGAAAAAGGAGGAAGAGCAGAAGAAGGCAGCGGCCACCGCGAAGCAAACAGACAAAAGUAGACCGGUGACAAGCACACCUAUUGCUGGCACACCGUGGUGUGUGGUGUGGACAGGGGAUGCGCGUGUCUUUUUUUACAAUCCGUCCACCAGGACUUCGGUAUGGGACCGCCCCGAAGAGCUGAUGAACCGCGAGGACGUGGACAAGGCGGUUAACGAACGGCCAGAGCAGCUGAAAACCCCGCAAGAUAAAUCAUCCGAGGGCGAACAAAAGUCGACCGAUGAGUCGGCGCAAGAGAAAGCUCAGGCGGCACAGGCUCAGGCGCAGCAGCAACAGCAAAUUCAGAAAGUGGAGCAGGAGGAGGACGACGAUGACGAGGUGAUCAAGAUUCGGACAGAAUCCGAAUCAAGUGUGGAGGAAGUGCCCACGAAACGGGUUCGAGUUAUUUCAAAAUCGAAGCGUGCGGAAGAUGCCGCACUGGAGGCUGAGCAGCGAGCGGCCAAGGAACGAGCUCUGGUGCCGCUGGAGAUGCGCGUCACCCAGUUCAAGGAGAUGCUGAGGGAGAAGGAUGUGUCGGCGUUUAGCACAUGGGAGAAGGAGCUGCACAAGAUCGUCUUUGACCCCCGAUAUUUGUUGCUGACAUCGAAGGAGCGUAAACAGGUAUUUGAAAAGUAUGUAAAGGAUCGCGCCGAAGAGGAGCGUAAGGAGAAGAGGAACAAGAUGCGACAGAAGCGGGAGGACUUCCGAAGUCUAAUGGAGGAGGCUAGACUGCACGGAAAGUCAUCUUUCUCGGAGUUUAGUCAGAAGAACGCGAAGGAGGAGCGGUACCGGGCCAUUGAGAAGGUGCGCGAGCGGGAGAGUCUGUUUAACGAGUACAUCGUGGAGGUGCGACGCCGCGAGAAGGAGGAUAAACAGAUGAAAAAAGAACAGCCACUAGCUAGCAGGUUACAGCACAAAUGCACCAUCACCCUAAACACCAAAACACAUAACAGCUUCUACAGCAACUUUAUCAACAUCCUCCUCAACAACGACAACGAAAUGACCAACAACUGCCCAUCAAGAGCCAAAGCCAAACUCCAUCGACUGCCGCCUGCCAUCGUCGUCCACUGAACCGACUCCAUGACCACGCACACGCUUGCAAUCUGUGUGGUGAGUUACUUCAAAUCAUACAAAAGACAAACCAUUAAAAUUUGUUUUUCUGCAAUAAGAAACAAAUUUGGAUAAAACCAAUAAAAAAAAAUUAUCCCAUAAUAUCAAAAAACCAAAAAUAAAAAAAAUAUACAAAAUAUCGAAAGGUUUGCCCAAACUGAAAAUACCUUCUUGUUCGCUGUUGGUGUGAUUUCCCCCGCUUCCAUGUCGCAAUUAGAGAGGAUGUGUGAUGCGACGUGAUGAUGACGUGAGCCUGUCUGUGAGUGGCAUUGUCAGAUCUAGAGGCUCUAUGGCUAUGAAGUUCACCGGAUGAUCACCGGAGACUGUGACAGAGACUGAGGCUGAAACCACAGAGCCUGGUGUGAAGAGUUCCGGAUGAGAGAGCAGCUAGCAGGAAAUCGUGUGAAGAAGGGGUCUGCGGCUCUGAGCAAACAGUAUGAUAAUACUUAAUUUAAUUAACCCACUAUUUUCGUUUUGUUUACCAAUAAUGAAAACACUCAGCAGUUUGUCACCUAAAUAAGGCAAGCCCAAGGAACCGAACAAGAUACAUGUCCUACGCAAAGCAAACGGGGGAGACUCCAUGUCUCCAUGACUCUUUGCUCUCGUAGGUCCUAGCAGCGGCGCAUAGCCGCUGGAAGGGUCUCUGCCCAAUUAAAAUUACUCUAUUCCGUAUGUUUACUUUAGCUCUAUAAACUACUGUAUCCUUCGGCCUGGCUGAAGAUUCAAUCCCAAGGAUCGCAAUGCAACAUUUUGAGAGAGGAACGGAAUUAACUUGUCCGAUUCCAAAAGAAAGAGGCUUCACUCCGUAGAAAAUCAUAUAUUUUUGGUUCAGUAAUUUAUUCCAUCUACAUUUAAUUUAAAUUAUGUGUUUUUUGAACGCACUUAAAAGAGGUUUUUUGAUUUUCUUUGCUGUCACCCACCUUAUCUCUUUGGUAUCCAGUGGUUCGAUUCUCGUCCGUCUCAUCCAGUAUCUACGCCGACCUCUCUCAGCUGGCAGAUCCUUAGCUAACCCUAAGAUUUCUUUCAGUUAUGUCUCUACCUGAUAAUCAACCCCGUUCUCUUUCAGCAAACAAAUCGUGUAACUAUAUUCACUAAAAUAAAAACUAGCGCUAAGCCCUAAGUUACAUUCAUAAGAUCUAGAUGGUUAAGUGAAAUUCGCAUCAAUUCCAGACCACUAAUUCUCGGUUUCGUUUUUCUUAUCUUCCAUAUGGCUGUCAUGUCCAUAAUCCUUUUACACAAAAAUACAUAAUCUAGAUCCGCAGGGACUUUCUGGAUAUGCUGCGGGAGCGUCAUGACAUCGAA